Messenger RNA from Elaeis guineensis (African oil palm), 2181 nucleotides. RefSeq names its product calcium-dependent mitochondrial ATP-magnesium/phosphate carrier protein 2. Gene Ontology annotation, biological process: transmembrane transport. Gene Ontology annotation, molecular function: calcium ion binding. Lineage: Eukaryota; Viridiplantae; Streptophyta; Magnoliopsida; Arecales; Arecaceae. The record is from RefSeq and is a predicted model, not a curated record.
GUAAAUACCAAUAUAAAUAUUACGACUUCUUCUUUCUAUCUUCUAUUUUCGGUGUAAAAAUCCAUCGUCGUCGGUCCCUCCUCCUCCUCGUCCCCCUCUUCUUCCUCCUUUUUCCCAGUACCUUUUCGCCUGGCCCGUCCAACACUCCAUCACUCCCCGAAAAUCUAUAAAUGGUUUUAGCGGGCGAGAAAGAUAUGAGCAUCGGAGCGCGCUCCUUCGACGACGACCGGUGUCGCCCCUUCCGCUGACCUCCGGCCGAUUCCCACCGCCCCUGUUGGGUCUCCCCCUCCAAUCCUUCCCCGCUCUCGCUUGCCGGCAUUCUCCCCAAUUCCUCCGAAAACCCUUCCUCCUAUUCAUCAUCAUCUUCCUCUUGAAGCUUCUUGAUUCGGUCCCCGGACGAAGGAGGAGGAGGAGGAGAACCACCCCUUAUUCUCACAGCAUCCUCCUCGUUAUCGCCAGCGAAAAGAAUGAUGGCGGCGGCCAUCCGAUUCGGAUCGGCCUGAGGAGGAGGAUGUCGGGCGCGGGCCAGGCGGCGGUGGAGCAGCACGUCGGCUUCCCCGCGAAAAUGACCGCCGAGAGCGAGCACCAGCAGCAGCGGCGACGGUCGGGCGGCGGGUGCAACCCGGUGCGGAAGCCUGGGCCCGUCUCCAUGGACCACGUCCUUCUCGCCCUGCGCGAGACCAAGGAGGAGCGGGAGGUGCGGAUCCGGAGCCUUUUCAACUUCUUCGACGCGUCCGGCCUCGGCCACCUCGACUACGCCCAGAUCGAGGCCGGCCUGUCGGCGCUCCGCAUCCCCGCCGAGUACAAGUACGCCAGGGAUCUCCUCAAGGUCUGCGACGCCAACCGAGAUGGCCGGGUCGACUACCAGGAGUUCCGCCGGUACAUGGACGACAAGGAGCUUGAGCUCUACCGCAUCUUCCAGGCCAUCGAUGUCGAGCACAACGGAUGCAUUUUGCCCGAGGAGCUCUGGGACGCGCUUGUCAAAGCAGGAAUUGAAAUUGAUGAUGAGGAGCUAGCCUGUUUCGUAGAGCAUGUGGAUAAGGAUAACAAUGGGAUUAUAACUUUUGAAGAAUGGAGAGAUUUCCUUCUACUUUAUCCCCAUGAAGCAACCAUUGAGAACAUUUAUCAGUACUGGGAGAGAGUAUGCCUUGUUGAUAUAGGUGAACAGGCUGUUAUUCCACAAGGUAUAAGUAAGCAUAUGAAUGCAAGCAAGUACUUGAUCGCAGGUGGAGUAGCUGGAGCAGCUUCUCGUACAGUUACUGCUCCUCUUGAUCGUCUUAAAGUGGUUAUGCAAGUGCAGACAAAUUGUGCACAUGUUAUUCCGGCAAUAAAGGACAUAUGGAGACAGGGCCAUUUCUUGGGAUUUUUUAGGGGGAAUGGGUUAAAUGUGAUGAAGGUUGCACCUGAAAGUGCAAUAAGAUUUUACACAUAUGAGAUGCUAAAAGAUUUCAUCGUCAAAGCCAAUGGAGAAGAUAAGAGCGACAUCGGUGCUUCUGGGCGCCUUAUUGCUGGUGGUUUAGCAGGUGCUGUGGCACAGACUGCAAUUUAUCCCAUGGAUCUUGUGAAAACACGAUUACAGACUUAUGCAUGUGAAGGUGGAAAAGUUCCUAGUCUUGGUACACUGUCAAAAGAUAUAUGGGUGCAUGAAGGGCCUCGAGCUUUCUAUAGAGGGCUUGUUCCUUCUCUUCUUGGAAUUAUCCCAUAUGCAGGCAUAGAUCUUGCAGCAUAUGAAACCUUGAAAGAUAUGUCUAGAACAUAUGUUCUUAAAGAUAGUGAACCUGGCCCACUCGUGCAACUGGGUUGUGGUACUAUUUCAGGAGCUCUUGGAGCAACAUUUGUUUAUCCCUUGCAGGUUAUUAGAACAAGAAUGCAAGCCCAAUAUACCAAUUCAACCACUGCAUAUAAAGGAAUGUCAGAUGUGUUUUGGAGAACUCUUCAGCAUGAAGGUUUUUCUGGGUUCUAUAAAGGAAUUUUUCCAAAUCUGCUCAAAGUGGUUCCAUCUGCAAGUAUUACUUAUCUUGUUUACGAGACGAUGAAAAAAAGCCUUUCUCUUGAUUAAAGUACUUUAUAAUUUUGCCUGGCAGCCAUCAUAAUUGACAUGGCUGAUUAUAGAGUUUAUGAUGAUGAUAACGAGGAUAAGGUUACUUAUUUGAUCAGGCGAUACGAUUGUUUCAAUUAUAU